AUCUAUCCGAAAUCAGUAUGCAGAUAGAUUUUGUUUGUGAAUUUGACGAAAAAUGAAUUAUUACGCGAUUUUUAUGUACUGUAAGUUAUUUUUUAUUGGCAAUGGGAUGUACCGAGUGACGAGAAAGCUCAGGUAUUACGAGAUGUUGAUGGUCCAUGCGUGUAUGGCCUUCCUGAAGUUAUGCUACGAGACAGUUAGGCUUGUGGCUAUACUGAAUGAUGUUGUUCUGGAGAAUAAUUUCUCUGUGAUGGUUAUAAACAGCAGAAGGCUGCACCUGCUUUGGUAUACUAUUACGUACUUUCUUGUCAACGUAAUUUCGAUUGGACCGUAUUGGGUGCGAACCUCUAUAUUCAUAACAUCGCCAAUCAUCACAAUAGCAAUAAGGUUAAACAUUUUUCAACAGCUGGAAGCCUGAUUCACCCCAAACACCUUGUUUCUGUUUACUAAUUCAACAAGCACACAUUGUAUAAAUUAUCAAUCUGCAUUUACAGUUUUACGCAAAAAUGUAUUUAUUUUAUUUU
This is a messenger RNA of Nicrophorus vespilloides, 521 nucleotides long. RefSeq lists its product as uncharacterized. The coding region runs from base 53 to 415 and encodes 120 amino acids. The transcript has 2 exons. The record is from RefSeq and is a predicted model, not a curated record. NCBI's taxonomy places the organism in Eukaryota, Metazoa, Arthropoda, Insecta, Coleoptera, Silphidae.